AUGAAAACUGCUGCAAUUUUCAGCGUGCUGUCCUUGGCAGUGGAGUUAGUAUACUCCCAGGCUGCAGGAUAUGCUCAAUGUGGUGGGAGUAGUUGGACUGGGGCAACUACCUGCGUUACUGGAUAUGUUUGUCAAUAUCAAAAUACGUUUUACUCUCAGUGUAUUCCGGGUACUGCUACCACUGCAGUACCGACAACUUUGACUACGACAACGAAGUCCAGUACCACAUCCGCCACCUCUGUACCGACAACAUCUACAACCUCUAAGCCAAUCACAUCCACAACUUCAUCCUCGAAAACCAGUUCGACGGGAACCUCAACAGUCCAAUCGGCAUGCACUGCUGCAUUCACCCCAAUCACUGCUUCCGCCGCAUUUGCUGCAUUAAACCCAGGGUGGAAUCUCGGAAAUACAUUGGAUGCUAUCCCAGAUGAAGGGUCCUGGAACAAUCCUGCUGUCACUGCUGCUACCUUUUCAACGGUGAAAGCUGAGGGAUUCAACAGCAUCAGAAUACCAGUAACUUGGGCAUACCACUUUGUGACCUCUUCCCCCAGCUGGACCGUCAAUACCACUUGGAUGGACCGAGUUGAAACCGUCGUAGAUCAAGCCCUUGCUACUGGAUUGUACGUCAUCCUCAAUGUCCAUCAUGAUUCUUGGAUUUGGGCAGAUGUCUCUGCUAGUGGAGCCAAUCUUACCAUGAUCGAAGAGAAAUUCUCCGCCCUUUGGUCUCAAAUCGGAACGAGGAUGAAGUGCAAAUCUAGUAAAUUGCUCUUUGAAGCUAUCAAUGAGCCACCUGGAACAACACAAGAGAACGCGAACGAACUUAACAAACUCAACACUCUCUUCCUUGCGGCAAUCAACCAGGCUGGAGGUUACAACCCUCAAAGAGUAGUCACCCUUUCAGGUCUUUUGAUGAAUACAGUUUAUACUCAGCAAUGGUUCACCAAACCCACAACUUAUACAAGUCAACCUUGGGGUCUUCAAUUUCAUUAUUACUCACCCUACAUGUUGAUCUUUGACGCCUGGGGAGAUACCAUCUGGGGCUCUGAUGCCGAUAAAGCCACCUUGACAUCAGACUUCCAGCAAUUCGCAGGUAACUUCACGGGCAUCCCGACAUUGAUUGGAGAAUGGCAAGCUACACCUCAAUUUGUUGAGCCUGCCGCUAGAUGGAAGUACACAGACUAUUUUGUGAAAACCGCCAAGAGUUUCAAUUUUGCUCAUUUACUCUGGGACAAUGGACUCGAUUUCUUAGAUCGUACUACAAAUACCUGGCUUGAUCCUAUCUCUAUGUCUAUACUUUUCAACGGUGUUAAAGGAGUCUCCAACUCACUCGCAGACAGUUCGACCGAUUAUCUCGCUACAUCUUGGAACUCUUCAGCUUAUCUCUUCCAUAAAGUCGGCGAUGCUGUCGUCGCACAAUCUGUUCCUUACCUCUUGAACGGAAAUACCCUGACAUCUAUCAAAACCUCCACGGGCACAACACUAGCAACCACCUCGUACAGCAUGUCCUCAGCCGGUGUUUUAACCUUCACUCAGGCUUAUCUCGCAACCCUCUAUUCCGCCACAACAGCCGCCGGCAUCAAAGCCACCCUGACUUUGACUUUCUCUGCUGGCGCACCCUCUCAACUACAAAUCGUGCAAUGGGCUACUCCAACCCUCUCACAAACUUCCUUCACCAAACAAACUACCACAGACCUCACAAUUCCAAUUAACUAUGCGGGACUACCACAAGUCGCAGCUAUCAAGGCUUUGAAUGCAGAUGGGUCAUACAUGGUUUCUGGUGAUGCUUGGACCGUGUAUUUGGGACCAUUACAGCAAGCUCGAUGGACCUGGGGCUCUUGGACGAGUAGUAGUGCUGGACUCACGAUUCCUGUUGCGGGAUUGACUGCUAUCAGUAGCUCAUCUCAGAAGGUUGUUUUAACACUUGAAUUUUUCCCGAGAAUCCAAGGACAGAACAGCGUGAAUAUUACAUUCACAUAA
Molecule: messenger RNA, 1977 nt
Organism: Botrytis fragariae
Lineage: Eukaryota; Fungi; Ascomycota; Leotiomycetes; Helotiales; Sclerotiniaceae
Product: putative endoglucanase d precursor protein
Exons: 5
Coding region: 1-1977 (658 amino acids)
Biological process (GO): glucan catabolic process
Cellular component (GO): extracellular region; cell surface
Molecular function (GO): cellulose binding; beta-glucosidase activity
Source: RefSeq, a predicted model, not a curated record